Molecule: messenger RNA, 1173 nt
Organism: Rhododendron vialii
Lineage: Eukaryota; Viridiplantae; Streptophyta; Magnoliopsida; Ericales; Ericaceae
Product: expansin-like A1
Exons: 5
Coding region: 42-824 (260 amino acids)
Biological process (GO): sexual reproduction
Cellular component (GO): plant-type cell wall; plasmodesma; extracellular region
Source: RefSeq, a predicted model, not a curated record
CUAUAUAUUGGUCUUCACUCUUUCACCAAAUUCUCUACAAAAUGGCUUUCUUUCUCUGCUCCCUCUUCUUUCUCAUCUCUUCUGCAAGUGCUUGUGAUAGCUGCGUCCAUCAAACCAAGGUUGCUUUUUUCUCCAAAGCUGAUGCCCUAUCAUCUGGGGCUUGUGGGUAUGGUUCCUUGGCUAUAGGCUUCAAUGCCGGACAACUUGCAGCUGCUGUUCCUGGUCUUUACAAAGACGGAGCUGGUUGUGGUUCUUGCUUUCAGAUAAGAUGCCAGAACAAUAAUCUCUGCAAUAGGCAAGGAACAAAAGUGAUAAUUACUGAUCUUACCCAGAAUAACCAGACAGAUUUUAUUCUCAGUAGCAGAGCUUUUAGGGCCAUGGCUUACAAGGGCAUGGACCAAGGCAUUUUGAAACUUGGGCUCGUCGAUGCGGAAUACAAGAGAAUACCAUGUGAUUACAAAAAUCAGAAUUUGGCUGUCCGUGUGGAAGAAGCUAGCCAAAAGCCAAAUUAUCUAGCGGUUAAGUUCCUGUACCAAGGUGGCCAGACAGAAAUUGUAGCAGUUGAUGUGGCUAAGGUUGGUUCACCAAAUUGGACUUUCAUGACUAGAAACAAUGGCGCUAUAUGGAACACAGAUAGAGCACCAGCAGAGCCGUUGCAGUUCCGAAUGCUCGUGACAUAUGGCUACGAUGGGAAGUGGAUUUGGGCCCAAAAUGUACUCCCAGCUGAUUGGAAGGUUGGGGUUAUUUACGAUUCUGGUGUCCAGAUCAAUGAAAUUGCACAGGAGGGCUGUUCACAUUGUGACAUUAAUGGAAGUUGGAACUAAUAAUAAAUCUUGUUUAACUUUUGUGAUGAUGUCGACUGCUUUCAACGAUGAGAUUAUGGGAGUUGCUGAAUCUACGCACCAAAUGGGAGAUGCCGUUUUGUUUAUGUAACUGUUUGUACUUCGGUUGUAAACUCUACUUUUUUCGGCUUUUGUUGACUCAUUGUCAACUUUAUUUUCUUUUCUUUUAGGUUCGUGUUGGGCAUAUGAUUAUAAGGGUCUAGGUGCCAACAUAGUUGGAAUGUUUUCUUCUUGUUGUGAUGCCGUUUCCACGUGUCCCAUUUAAUCUUUGUAACUCUUAUUUUAAAAAUUAAUGAAUUUUUUUUUUUUUGUCGUUUAAAAAAAAAAGAAC